UCUGAGCAGUGAGCAAGUUGUAAUUUGAAUCUCGUAGAGAGGCUCCUCCUAAAUUGAGGGCACAAAACACUCACCACCAUCUCUCUCUCUCUCUCUCUCUCUCUCUCUCUCUCUCUCUCUCUCUCUCUCUCUCUCCCCCCAAAUGCAAAUGCCCCCUUAAUCAAAAAUCAACCUCUCUCUCUCUCUCUCCUUGAAUAUUUUCCUCAUCAUCAGAUCUCAAAUCAUGAAAAUGUGUAUCAAUUAAUAAACAAAUAAUAAAUGGGAUCCAGCAGUAGCAAAUCGCCGGACUCCUCGUCGUCGUCGUCGUCCGGCGUCAUCCGAUCAAAAAGCAGCAAGGCUAAGGCCAGACAUUAUUUUCACUCCUCUUGCCUCGGAUCUUAUCACCAAGACCAGAUAACGGAACAUCCGGCAAAUGAGAAUGUUGACGAUAUGCCAUGUGCAAACCCGAAUAAGUCGGAACCUGAGAUUGUGAUUCCUGAAUGUUAUGAAGAGGAUAAAAGUGAGCAGUCUGGCGAAAUGCCCAGUGCAUCCACGAAUGUUGAGCUCGAUGACUGGGGUCAAUCUAAUCUUUCUGAUACUGUGUCUAGAGGUGGUAGUACAUCGUCCCGAGCUUUCUCGUCUCGUUCGUUGAAUUUUUCUAGUCGUUUUCUUUCUCGAUUUAGUUUCUUUUCGGGGAAUGUAAGCUUUAGGCUAAAUAGAGCAAGCAGUUUAGGGGCUUCUACACCGUAUCUUAUGCCUUCAACAAGCUUAACUGUACAUAAUAGGUCUGUACAUAAUAAUGAAGAAGAGCUUCAUUUAGGCAGGGGUUCUGGUAAUAAUUUGAUCGACAGAAACGGGAGUGGUCAAGUUUUUGACGUGCCUCCAGCAUGUUUAAUUAAUAGAACUUCCAGACCACAUGAAGAAUCUGAUUCAGGUUUACAUUCUCCAAGAAAUCAUAAUGACGCAGAGGAUACUGACACACGACUAAAUGAUAGGCGUAGUGGAGCUAGAGAGCCUGUGGAACGCAAUGUUAGAUUUAGCAGAACUCUUAGUGUUGGAAGACUUCGUGACAGAGUUCUUCGUAGGUCAUACUUUCCUGAUUUAAGCUUUUGUCCGUUAGAACAAGAAAGGGAAGUGAGAGACCCUGUUCAUGGUGUUGAAGCGGGGAUAGUGGAACCAGAGGAGAACACUUAUGUGCUAUCGACCCCGUCUGGCUUUGCACCGUCCAAUAUGUCUAGCUCAUCAAACGAUAUUCCUGAUUAUGGAGUAGAAAGCUCCCGAGGAAGAGAAGGAAGAUACCGCGAUCUCUUGGAACAUAGAUCAAAUUUUCUUGAACGAAGGAGGAGAAUAAGAUCUCAGGUACGAGCUCUUCAGCGGUUAGGAAGUCGUUUUGAGAAUCUAUCCGGACAUGAGAGAGCCUGUAUUUUGUCUGGUCAACAUCGGAGUGGACAUUGCAUGUGCCGUCUUAAUAAUAGGAAUGUCAAUUCCAGCGAUGACACCAAUGCCAGGGCUAGCAUUUCCCGGAUUGUUAUGCUAGCUGAAGCUUUGUUUGAGGUCUUGGAUGAGAUUCACCAGCAAUCUGUAGUUUUAUCACGACCUUCAGUAUCAUCUUUGGGGUCUGUUCCUGCCCCUAUUGAAGCAGUAGAUUCCCUUCCUUUAAAAGUAUACAGUAAAUCACAUAAGCACUUGAUCGAGGAGGCUGCACAGUGUUAUAUAUGCCUUGUUGAAUACGAGGAAGGGGAUAGUGUGCGGAUACUACCCUGCCAUCAUGAAUUUCAUAAAAGUUGUGUAGACAAAUGGCUGAAGGAGAUCCACAGGAUUUGUCCCCUCUGUCGUGGUGAUAUAUGCAAAUCUGCUUCAUUACUUACUGAGAAUUGAAGUAGCCAGCUUUCUGCAUCUCCCAUUUGUUUUUCUCGACAAGCAUGAAAGUUUAGAGCUGACUGCUUUGGCAACCUGCAGCACUGAUGCUGAGUCAAGUUACAGUUCUUUGAAAAGUUCUGGCCUUUUCUGUCGAUGAGGUCUUCUGUCACUUUGAGUUCAUUGUUUCAGACUUUCAGCUGCUAAUGGAAGCUCUAUAGAAAUGGUCUGAACUUGCCCCGACUACCUCACUUGUACUUCUACAAGCUGCAAAUAGAGAGAGAUGAAGAGUUAACUUGAAAACAUGAUUGAGGAAUAUCUUUUAUGACUGCAUUAUCUGCAGUCAAUUUUUUUUAACUGGUUUUCAAAUGUAUCGGGUGCUUCAGAUCUCAAAUUGCCUGAAUCAAAUUAUCUCAGAUUGCGUUCUAAAACUUUUGUUUUUCUUA
This is a messenger RNA of Daucus carota subsp. sativus, 2282 nucleotides long. RefSeq lists its product as uncharacterized. Gene Ontology annotation, molecular function: zinc ion binding. The record is from RefSeq and is a predicted model, not a curated record. The transcript is spliced from 7 exons. The coding region runs from base 259 to 1857 and encodes 532 amino acids. Lineage: Eukaryota; Viridiplantae; Streptophyta; Magnoliopsida; Apiales; Apiaceae.